Brenthis ino (lesser marbled fritillary) is the source of this 777-nucleotide messenger RNA. NCBI's taxonomy places the organism in Eukaryota, Metazoa, Arthropoda, Insecta, Lepidoptera, Nymphalidae. The record is from the annotation of a GenBank genome assembly.
AUGCCGCGCAGGAGUAAAUGGAUGCAUUUGGUGGCCGGCGUGGUCGCCGGUGUGACACUCGGUGUGUUCUUAAAAUUGUGCUUAAGACCUUCUUCAAGGACGUCAAUUGAAGCCUGUCCGGAAGCUAAAAUGUAUGUAGCACCGGACGCUCUAUCUAUCAUAGAUUUGAAGGCUGACGAAACAAUUUCCAAUUCUAAUAGAACUUUAGUGUUUGUUGGUGUUAUGACGGCUGAACAAUAUCUGACUACCAGGGCUAAAGCAGUAUACGACACUUGGGCACAGGAGUUACCUGGGCGUAUUGCGUUUUUUAGUUCGGAAGUGUCCAAAGCGCCUGGAUUGCCACUAAUUCCGCUGCGUAACGUAGACGAUAGCUAUCCUCCUCAAAAGAAAUCCUUUUUAAUGUUGUUAUAUAUGUACGAGCAUUAUGGCGACAGGUUUGAGUGGUUCAUGCGUGCGGAUGACGAUGUUUACGUUAGAGGUGAUAAAUUGGAGGAGUUUUUACGUUCAGUGGAUAGUAGAAAGCCCCAGUUCAUCGGUCAGGCGGGCAGAGGCACGACCUCUGAGAGGGACGCUUUAGCCUUGGAUUACAACGAAAACUUUUGUAUGGGAGGGCCGGGAGUUCUUUUAUCUCGAGAAACUCUGCGGAGAGUGGCCCCUCAUGUCAAGUACUGUUUGAAGCACCUAUACACGACGCACGAGGACGUUGAGUUAGGGCGAUGUGUUGCCAAAUUCGCUGGCGUUUCCUGCACCUGGAGUUAUGAUGUAAGUUUUAAACUU